Molecule: messenger RNA, 5973 nt
Organism: Chaetomium strumarium
Lineage: Eukaryota; Fungi; Ascomycota; Sordariomycetes; Sordariales; Chaetomiaceae
Exons: 2
Coding region: 135-5909 (1924 amino acids)
Biological process (GO): positive regulation of autophagy; intracellular signal transduction; negative regulation of TORC1 signaling
Cellular component (GO): GATOR1 complex
Molecular function (GO): GTPase activator activity
Source: RefSeq, a predicted model, not a curated record
GGUAUCCUUCAGGUCGCACCUUCCCAUUUCCCGCCCCUACUAGGUCGACUGUGCCCAGCUGUGCGCUAUGAUCAGUCGACGGCACUGCAGCACUAGCAAAACUUCCCAGGGACUGGGAUUUAUGGGCAACCUCCAUGUCUGGGACGCGCGUACCGAGGGGCCCGAACUGGCCAAACCAUCUCCGCCAAAUCAGCAGGUCUAGUCUCGACCGUUCUAUUGAGAAGGCAUAUUCGAACUCGCCCGGCGACACCCUCUCGAGCAAUUCUACCAUCCGCGAGCGCCCGGCAUCUCGCUUGUCGUCUCGCCUGCGCGCUGAGAGGCGAUGGACCGUCACCGUCAACGAGUCUUUUGCCCGCGAUGAGGUGCUCCUCAAUCUCGACGUGAUCGGAGAUGAUGUCAAACCCGGCAGCCUCGUGGCCAUCGACGUGGUGAAGGCCGACUCGGACAAGCCGUCCCAGAAUUCGCACUACAAGCCGCACCUCCAAGACGGCAAGGAUGGCGCUUCCGCAGCGUGUCCCGAGAGGAGCCGCUACAUCUGCGUGGCCAAGGACAUGCCCAGGGAACUGAAGGCGCGCUAUUCCACUGUCGAGGUCUACGUCGCAAAGCACAUAGCCGAUGUCUUUGGCAUGAGAAAGGGCACCCAAGUCACUGUCACUCCGAUCGACGCCAGUAACCCCGCGAUAGAGGCAUCUCACGUUGAGCUCUGCUUCCGAGACCAGUAUCUCUCGCGGGCCGACAUGUGGCGGAUGGCUGUCGGAGAGCUGGCCGAGCGGACCGUCUACAAAGGCCAGAUGGUCCUGUUCAUGGGCACCGUCAAAGCCCAGGUCACCACUGUCUAUGUCGAUGGGCGCAAGGUCCAGUCCGCCUUCUUUGGCCGCGACACGAAGCCCAUCUUCCGCAGCGAGUCCGCCCGGUAUGUGCUCUUCAUCCAGAUGGCCCGUGAGAUGUGGGAUUUUGACCCCGACGGGUCGGGCGAGAUCACAUUCAAUAAGGUCGUCAACGGCUUCCUGCCGGCCCUGUUCAAGAAGUGGGCCGCCAUGCGGGUCAAGCACCUGGUCACCAUCGUCUUGUUUGCCCGCGUUGAAUACGACACGGGCAUUUCCACCGAGCUAGCAAGUGCUUCGGUCCACGACGGCUACUACACUGGGAUCCAGGCAUCCGGGGAUCGCCGCCCUUACAAGGACUUUUACCGCGUCGUAGUCAGCGAGAUGGGGAGCGGAGAGUGGACCAAAAUCCUCCAUCAGCUUAAACGCGAGUUCAACUACUUCCGCAAAGAUAUCAGCACCUAUCAUCAGAAGGCCAUGGCAUCAUCCGCAGCCACGGAGGAACCCGGUGACCGAGAGCUGCUACUGAACCGAAUCAAGGCCGAGGCGUCGCGAGCCAUUCACGGGAAUUUCCUCGAAGCAAUCAACAUGGCCUCGUCGUUGUUCGCCCGCGACUAUAUCGACCGGGACUUGACUAGGACUGGCGUCUCGGUGGCGGUCAUCAGUCCUAGCCCCGGCGUGUUCGAGGUCGAGUACGAAGCGCUGCGCCGCACCACCGAGGCGAUUGUGGGAAACGGCAUUGGUAUUGACCUGAUUUGCAUCCCCAAGGUUCCACUGCAUUCAGUGCCCCUUUUCCGAUACCGCAACCCGUAUCAUCAAUCCGGCCAUGUCCAGCGCAGGACCAAGGUAAACCUUAGCCACGGGAGCACGCCGAAGCAAACGAGCCUCGCAUUUGGAAGCUACAGCAGCCUCGCUGGCUCGUACUCGCCGAGCAAGAGGAUCGACGGUAUGCGCCAUGGUGAACCGUCUGGUCCUGCUUCCGCAUUCGCAGAGGAGGAGUGGGUCUCGGCCAUACCCCAGUGGCUUCACGUCUCAUACUGGACCGGUGCCUCCGAGGAGGAGUUAUCAUACCAGGGCAUAGCUCUAUCAGUCUCAGACGCCGCACACACUCAGUCGGGUGACGAAUUCCCAAUCCGGUGCCGCAUGUAUGACUUGCAAAUGAGAAGCGUCAUGGAAACAAACGAAAUCGAGACCAAGCCGCUGCACACGGACCCUUGCUUCCCCCUUAAGGCGGUGCUAGAAAGCCAGGUUUCCAAACCGCACUUUGACCUCCAAGGAAAUAUCAUCGUCAAGAAUACCCGGGUCCCAGAAACCCUGUUCGACCAUGUCUUCGGGUUCCAGAAGUUUGCUCCUGACCGACAUAGUAAGCCUGGUGACAGGUCUUUAUGGAGGAAACUGCAAGAAUACGACAACUGUAGGGCGCGUCUGCCCUCCCGCCGGAGCGCCAGUUCUCCCAGGAAUGGCCGCGACCAAGAGGACACUCCACGGGGGCGAGCUGUGGAGGACGCCGCCAGCCUCUUCGGGACGUCCUGGGCAGAGCAGCGACCUCCAACAGCUUUCCAACAGACACACCCAGAGCCCCCUCCCUAUUAUCUUUCGGCGUCUGAGAGAUUAGAUGUUCCCUCAAUACACCGGAGAAACACAAGCGUCGAGCCCACCAAGCCUGCUGAGCCCAAGCCCGCACCAUCAUCCCCAAAGCCCCAAAAAUUCAUGCGCCAAAUCAGCCUAGGAAACCGGGGUUUUGGUAUUGCCGCUCCCAAGGUAGCCACCGCCGAGGUGAGCAUGGAAAACGUGGGCGCUUCCAAAUCAGUGGCGCACUCUCGCAGCUCGCAGGAUCUACGGAUGACCCCAGUGAAGACGGGACAGCGACCUUCGUCAUCCCAUAAGAUGACCGUCGGAACGCCGACAACGGCGUCGUCCCAGGCCGGCCUCUCGCCGUUCGCUUUUCCGGCAGGGCCUCAGUUAUCCAUAGGCACGCCUACUACGCCCACUAGGCCGAUCUUGAUCAGAACCAAUCCACAAGGAAACGAGCCCGCGGCCAAGAUGCUGUCUGGCUCCAUUCUCGCAACGACUCUCCGUCCCGAGCCCGUUGGCCAGAGCCGCGAUAUCCAAUAUUCGAACGCGAUCAUGGCAGAGGAUGCCAAGAAGCUGUACAAUUCAAAGCUGCUCGCGGGAGCCAUCCCCGAACUGCCAUCAACUCUGUCGCCCAAGGAGGCGCUCUCGCCCUGGCUGACCGUGCUCAAUCCGUCGAAUCCGGACACGAACGAGGUGGACAUGGCCAUGCUUUACAGCCGUUGGCAGCACGUCUUCCCCAGACCGCAAGAAAUGAGGGUCAUGAAGUGGAAGAGUCUAUGCUCACCGGCCGCCGUGCCCCUCACGUCAGAGUAUUUCCCGUCCAAGGCGCAGUUUGAAACCGAGUACGAGCGCCACCCUUACAACGUGUCUCAGAAUUUCGACGACGAGACCUUGGAAGAGCCCAGGUCUCGUGACGAAUUGCUGCGCGAGCUGGUCAGUCUGCGGUUCUCUCAGGGGUUUCAGAUUGUCGUUGGCCCGGCCGUUGCCAGGGCGUUCGGCCAGAAGCAGGUCAAGGUUGCCGACAUCUUCUCGCGCGACCAUAUGAUGGAGGACGGCACCAGUAUCUUCAUGUCCGUCGGUAAUACCAUCCAUCAACUAUCCUGCGUUAAUGGUACCGAGGUCGAAGUCAACAUCUUCGUUCGAAAGCCGACCGACCCAUUUAUGCAGUCAUACGGCGGACUGCCGUUGUACAAACCGGCGAUCCGGACGCUAUUGGAUCCCAGCUACCAGACGAGCGAGUUCGAACUUGUUGCGCCAAAAUCGGAGAGGAACUGGAAUUACAUCGACGCGUUUGUUGCUGGUCACAACGAAGAGCUCACCGAGCAUCUCAGAUUUUGGCGCGCCAGAUUUGUCUUGAUUCCUGUGACGGGCCGACACUCGUCUGUGUCCGGAACGGAUAGCGGCGACAAUGAGGAAGAGGUUCGCAUCGAAGGCAUCCGAAAACUCGCCCAGACGUGGCAGAGACAUCGCUACAUCCCGCCGAACGAACGGCGGCUCCAGGGCUCCGGGACGCGAAGGAAGAAGGAUAUGAACCCCUUAGACAUUGUCUACAAAACAGAGGACCCUUCUACUGUCAUUGCUGCCGAACUUGAGACGCUGCCUCUCUUGGAGAGCCAGGACCGCAAAGGGCAGCUCGUGCGAAGCAGGGAGCAGUUCUCCAAAAAGAACAUCAAUCUGGCCGCACUCGCCGAGGCCAUUCAGCAGCCGGUGGACCAGGGCGGAGUUCGAAUGCAGAAUCGACGUUGGCACUUUCGGCUGCACUACAACUGUUUCAUCGGGUCGGACAUGACCACUUGGCUUCUGGAUAACUUUGAGGACCUGGAAGACCGCGAGGAGGCCGAAGCGCUGGGCAACCGUCUUAUGGUCUCCGAUGAGAAGGAUAAAGAGGGCAAGCGGGAGAGCGGCGGCUUGUUUGUGCACGUCGAGAAGCGACAUCCGUUCCGAGACGGGCAGUACUUCUACCAGAUCAGCAGCGAGUAUGCCAAGCCGCACCCGCCAGGUUGGUUCAACACCAGACGGGGCCAGGGGUCUGUACCCUCGACGCCGAUAGGCGAGCAGGCGCCGCGAGACGCACGCCCCGGCCUUUCCCGCCCAACGUCGAUCCACGAAGAAGACUCGCAGACGUCGGGCUCGGUGACGCCUACAGCAACAGCCACGACAGGUGGCAAGAAGCCGAAAGUGGUGCUGAGCCGGGCCAUCAAAUACGACGUGGAUCACAGGAGACGGUCGUACCGCCCGGAGAUCAUCGAGUUGCACUACGAUCGGCUACAUAACCCGGACAACUGCUACCACAUCCGGGUGGACUGGAUGAACGUGACGGCGAAGCUGGUGGAAGACGCCAUCGAGAACUGGAGCCGCGAGGCCGGCCAGCACGGCCUCCGGCUUGUCGAGGUUCCCAUUGCCGAGGCGUGCACCAUCAGCAAGAUCAAUCCAUUCCGGCGACCGUACCUGAUCAAGCUUGCCGCGCCACCGCCAGAUCAGUCGCCCGUCACCUACUACGACCCCAACUCGUUUGGUCCGCAGGCGCAACCCGGAAGGCACUUCUACCAGAAAGCCAUCCUCCGGAAGUUCGACUUCGUCCUCGACAUGGAGGCGGCUGCGAGCUUCCCCAGCGACGUGGACGUGUCCUACUCCUGGGGCAGGCCCGAUUACAAGUACACACAGUAUAUCCACCGGUCUGGGUCCAUCCUGGCCGAGAUCACCGACGAGGGCGACUUUCUCCUACUGGCCAACAGGCUCUACAAUAGCCGAGCAGCUGCCGCACAGGAAAAGGAAAUCCAAAAGGAACUUCGUGGAAAGCAGCAGGCGGUGGGCAGCGGUAGCGCCAGCAUGGCCGGCGGCAGCUCGGGGUCGGGCGCGAGCAACGCCGUACGCGCCCUCACAACAGGCUCAGGCGCAUACACCCCCUACGGCAUCCCGCCCAACCCGCUUUCCACUCCAGUGUCAUCUCCGGCGCUGAAACCAAUCUCUGGUUCUUCCCUGCUCUCACCCUCCCUUCGGCCGGUCCUGUCCGGGCCCCCGGGGGGCCAAGGCCAGUUCAAGCAAGGACUAGCUACCGCUGCCGGUGCGGGCGCGACAUGGCCAACCGUGACCUUGACGGCAGCCCAAGAGCCGGAGUCGAUUAAAGAGGAGCUGGAAGCUUUCUGUCAGGACGCAAGGGGGUUAGAGGCCUUCUAUGGGGAGUUGAAGACGGCAGCACCUGCGUCGACGCCUGCGUUUGCCGCUGCCCAAGCUGCGGUAACAAGCGGGGCGGACAUACCGGCCUUGGGGCUGCCGCCCGGCCUGUUGGCGGCCUCUUCCACGGCGACUGCAGCCUCUGCCGGAGCGAUGGCUGGGUCGGGUAUGAGCGAGGUACACGCCGCGGUCGGGGUAAGCCCAAGAGCGGGAAGCCCCAGUCCGGCAUUCAUGUCUGCGUCGCAGCUGUUGAGGCGGGGCAGCGUGCAGUAUGAGGGCAUUAUUGGUGGGUUGAGGGGCAUGGUCGGCCAGGAUAGGGACAAGGGACAGGGCUAGGUACGUAUGGUAGGUACUAAGAUACUACCUACCUGAUGUAUGCCAUAUAUAAAAUAAUAGUACA